Priapulus caudatus is the source of this 1200-nucleotide messenger RNA. RefSeq names its product ras-like protein. NCBI's taxonomy places the organism in Eukaryota, Metazoa, Priapulida, Priapulimorpha, Priapulimorphida, Priapulidae. The coding region runs from base 70 to 741 and encodes 223 amino acids. The transcript has 9 exons. The record is from RefSeq and is a predicted model, not a curated record. Gene Ontology annotation, molecular function: GTP binding; GDP binding; GTPase activity. Gene Ontology annotation, biological process: Ras protein signal transduction; epidermal growth factor receptor signaling pathway. Gene Ontology annotation, cellular component: plasma membrane.
CAUCCGAGUGAGGCCAUUUCCCGUUUCAACUACCCAUUGCUCCUUAGAGAUCUCUUCGUUUUCACGUUUAUGUUUGAUGGAAACAUUCAGUUAACAUGUAAUUUGAGCUACAAACUGUUGUAUAGUGAAAGAAAGUGGCACGAUCAACUCGAUUGCAACGAUAGAGCUUGUAAAGAUGACAGAGUACAAGCUAGUGGUCGUUGGCGCUGGAGGUGUCGGCAAGAGCGCUCUGACGAUACAGCUGAUUCAGAACCAUUUCGUGGACGGAAUACGUCGACAAUAGAGGACUCGUAUCGAAAGCAGGUCGUCAUCGACGGAGAAACAUGUCUGCUCGACAUUCUUGACACCGCAGGACAAGAAGAGUACAGCGCCAUGAGGGAUCAGUACAUGAGAACGGGAGAGGGCUUUCUACUAGUCUUCGCCGUCAACAACGCGAAAUCCUUCGAAGACAUUAGCCUAUAUAGAGAACAGAUAAAACGAGUCAAGGAUGCUGACGAGGUACCGAUGGUCUUGGUAGGCAACAAGUGUGAUUUGCCGACUCGAGCAAUAGACAUGAACCAGGCGCGCGAGGUCGCGAAGAGCUACGGAAUUCCGUUCGUAGAAACCUCGGCGAAGACGAGGAUGGGAGUCGACGAUGCCUUUUACACGUUAGUCAGAGAAAUCAGGGCGGACAAAGAGAGACGAGGAAAGGGAAAGAACAAGAAGAAGAACAAGAACAAGCGAAAGUGCGAAGUGUUGUGAGCAGUUGUUAGCAAGUGCCGGAUAACAGCAGACGCAGCGGUGUUACACGGACUUGCCGCCGGGGGGCGCCACCGGCCGAUUCUCGGCUCGCUCGGCGGCGGUGGCGGCGGAGGAACGAAAACCACGGACUUCUCCCCCUUCUCCUCUUUCCUCUUCGUCGUCGGGGGAGGCGUGCCGGUUCGAGGAGGCGCCGAUGAAGGUCAGGCGGAGCUUGCUACGUUCCUCUUCUGCCGAGAAAAGGAGGGGUAGAUGCUCGCUCGCCAUGUUGCUGCUCUUUUGUCUUCUCGACGACGGCGCGCGAGACAGAUUUUUUUGUAAUUUACUCGAUUUGCGCGUAGUUCUUCGUCGGUUUUUUCCGUGUUUACGUUUGUAAUCGUGUUUUUUAUUCCUUGACUCGGAGACCUUCCUCGCUCUCACACCGCCGCCUCUCUCUCUCCUCCCCCUUCUAGCUCGUCCUCU